AUGCCCCCUCUCCCGUCCCCAGGCUCCGACGAGAGCCCCAUCCCCCCUACUGACCUCCACAUGUACCCAAUGCCUGACUACCCUAUGCCCACCAAUAACCAGAACAUGAAUGCCCGCAACGGUCCCAUGCUCCCCUCCGACUACCCCAAUCCUGGCUUCUCCAUGCCACCCAACCCUCACAUGAACAUGCCACCCAACCCUCACAUGAACAUGACUGGGAACUGGCGAACUGGCGAACUGCUGGUAGGUGAGGCCGGGUCGGAGCCGGACAUGCUAGACAUGUCAUACUGCCAGACACUGCUGGAGGUGCCAGUGCCGCCCCCCAUGGACCAGGUGCCCUGGUUCUGCAUCUGCUCCCGCUGCAAGGCCAGCGUGGGACCCAAAGGAGACAGCGGAGAUAGGGGCCUGCCAGGUAUGUAGACAGGCAUAGAACAGUAUUCAUUUAUUUAGUACCUUUAUUUUAUUUGUAUUUAUGGUAGUCCCAUUAGAAGUAGAAAAAUAAAUGUACACUCUCUUAAAAUGAAGGUGAAAAAAUAUGGUUUGUCUCAAAUGGAUCAAAAACAUUUCGUUUUUUUUCACCCUAAUUAGAAGUGUGGACCUUUUCUUUUGCUCUGGCAGUAUUUUAGGUCUACACAUCAUCUUAACAAACGAUACAACUAGCUGCAUCCACUGUCUUUGCCUCAUUCUCUGUUUUUCUCUCUGCCACUCUCAAGCAUAGAUAUAAUAUAUUAAAUACAGUAUAUUAGCUAGCUACAUAUUGUUUACGUCGUUGUUCUUAACCCACAAAGGUAUUCCAGGAAGUCCUGGGAGGAGAGGACUCACAGGGUUCAGAGGUCGGCCUGGGUUCGUGGGCCGCCAAGGACUGAAGGGUAAGUGAUACUUGUCAAUUCUGUUAAGACUAAAAAAAAAGCAAAAAAGCUGUGCACUGUUCCAUAUCUGAGCAGCGACGGUAAUCCAAGCUUGCAGAAAAUGAUUUGCAACUUUCUUCUCUCUUUCUCUUACUUUAUACCUCUCUGUUACAGGUCAGAAGGGAGAUCAAAAUGAGAAGGGCGAGCUUGGGCCAAUGGGUUUCACCGGCACUAAGGGGGCCCGCGGCUUCAAAGGUUAGUCAAACAACAGAUGCAGAACAUAAACUAAUCUCUCCAGCAUCCAACUUUGGAACUUUAGAUCUCAUCUAUGUGUGUGUGUGUGUGUGUGUGUGUGUGUGUGUGUGUGUGUGUGUGUGUGUGUGUGUGUGUGUGUGUGUGCCGUGUGCUGUGUGCCGUGUGUUUCAGGGGACAAAGGGGACCAGGGUCUGGAGGGUCCACAGGGAGAGAUGGGGCCCCAGGGAGAGGUAGGGACCUGCCCUGCGUCCUGUGAAAGUGUCCAGGGCCAUGCAGGACAACCAGGGAUACCCGGACCGGCUGGAGCCAGGGGUCUCCCCGGGGUAGCUGGCCCUCCAGGGACUACGGGGCCCAAGGGCGACACAGGGGACAUGGGUGCCCCUGGGGUCCCCGGGACGGAUGGUGAGAAAGGUGAACUGGGAGCGGAGGGCGUGUGCAACUGCACAGAUGGAGCAGACGGGGCAGACGGUCAACAAGGGAUCCCAGGGCCCAAGGGAGAGCAGGGUGAGGUGGGCCCUCAGGGUGCCGUGGGCCUCAACGGUGAAAAGGGCAACCAGGGCGAACUCGGCAUGAUGGGCAUUCCCGGACCGUGCUCGCCAACCAUCCAGUCCUCAUUCUCCGCCGCGCUCGGCACAAUUUACCCACUACCGGACAAGCCCGUGCCGUUCACCCAAGUCAUCACCAACCAGCAGUUUCAUUUCGACCCCACCAUUGGCAUCUACAGGGCACCGGUGAACGGCACCUAUGUCUUCAGCUACCACCUGGUGGUGUUCAGCAAGGUGCUGAAGGUGGGUCUGUUCCAUAACUUCAACCCUAUCGUGAAGACCACGGAGCCAGCCCAUCUGGGCACCGCUAGCCAACAGGUGGUGCUCCACCUGGCCAUGGGCGACCGGGUGUGGCUGCAGGUGAAGGACACCAUCACCAACGGCAUGUACGCUGACAACGAGAGCAGAAGCACCUUCUCUGGCUUCCUGCUCCACCCCGACUCCUGCGACUUGCCCUUGUUCCGAGACUUUCCUCCAGCAGCCGCUCCAAGUGGUGACGAGGGGACCUAUAGUUGGGGGCAGAUAGAGGGGCCAACCACCACCCCAUCGCCUUAGUCAGUGAGAGUCAGUUACACAGACACAGGUUACACACACAUAUAAUAUGAAGACACACAAUCCACACACACAUACAUUAACAAAGUUCUCAAAGGAAACACCAACACAGCACCUUCUAUAAAUCAGAAGCCAUUUCGAAUGGCCUGUUAGCUCUGGGUAGUUUUCUAUAACAUUAAUGAAGCUAAACUUUGAUCUCAAAGUAAAAUUUCCCACAAAACGACCUAUUUGUUUGACUGAUUUGUUUAUCUUAAUGAGUGAG
Coregonus sp. 'balchen' is the source of this 2462-nucleotide messenger RNA. The record is from the annotation of a GenBank genome assembly. Lineage: Eukaryota; Metazoa; Chordata; Actinopteri; Salmoniformes; Salmonidae.